Molecule: messenger RNA, 1431 nt
Organism: Colletotrichum chrysophilum
Lineage: Eukaryota; Fungi; Ascomycota; Sordariomycetes; Glomerellales; Glomerellaceae
Exons: 3
Coding region: 1-1431 (476 amino acids)
Biological process (GO): nucleocytoplasmic transport
Cellular component (GO): nuclear pore
Molecular function (GO): structural constituent of nuclear pore
Source: RefSeq, a predicted model, not a curated record
AUGUCGCUGUUCGGUGCGAAAACUGGCGGUGGCUUGAGCAUCAACACUGGUGCUGCCAAUUCUGCCGCCGGCCCUUCGUCGACACCCGCAGCUGGCGGAGGACUCUUUGGAAACACAGCGGCCACAACACAACCUGCUACGAGCGGUGGUCUCUUUGGGGGAACCCAGACUGGAGCUGCAAGCGGAGGACUGUUUGGCAACAAGCCAUCAACACCCGCGACUGGCGGCCUGUUUGGUGCAUCUACCACAGCUUCUCAGCCCCAGCAACAGGCCGGAGGUCUAUUCGGCGGAGCGACAACAGCAACACCCCAGGCCCAGCCCCAGCAAGCGGGAGGCCUUUUCGGUCAGGCGGCGAAUACCACAACCCAGACAGGCACCACAGGGGGAGGACUGUUUGGAAACCAGACACCGGCGCAGCAGACGGGCCAGCAGCAACCUCAACAAAGCGGAGGACUGUUCGGAGCGGCCCAGCAGAAGCCAGGGGGAGGUGGUCUAUUUGGCCAGUCGCUGUCAAUGACCCAGCAGCAGCCAUCAGGACUGUUCGGUGGCGGAAAUACAAACACGCAGGCGCAACAGACACCGCAACAGGGUGGCGGCGGCCUCUUUGGCUCGAGUCUUGCCCCCAGCCAAGCCAAGCCUGGUGGUCUUUUUGGCGGCGGCGCUUCAACCCAGCAACAGAACAACACAGCUCCCGGCCUGACUAUGGGUCAGUCGACCACGCAGCAAACCGUUCCCGGUGUAAGGGUGGACCUUUCGAACGUCAAGGGCACGACCCGCUUCAACGACCUCGAGCAGUCCCUGCAGACCGAGAUGGAGAACUGCGACACCAUGAUCCAGCGCUUCAUGAACCACGCGUCCGAGAUCAGGGGUUUCAUGGCGGCCCAUGGCGGCGAUCUUGCUCAGCUCACCAACGACGUCACCUGGCUGCAGCGCAAGUACGAGGGCGUCAAGACGACCCUGGACGAGGACAUUGUCACCCUGGCACACCUGAAGGAUCUUGUCAAGUCGGAUGCGGACAUCGCAAAGAUGGCAUUUGCUGGCGCCGAUCAGCUUAAGCUCCCUGCGCACUACCACCAGACGUGGCUCACCCGCGGUGGAACCGGCAGUAACGCGCCGAACGGCAACCAGGACCGCAAUCUGGAGGACGUACUCACCCUUUUCUCGAACGAGGCCGACAGGCUAAAGGAGCUGCACCAGUUCCAGGUGCAGAAGAUCAAGGAGAUGGAGCAGCACAUGCCAGGUGUCGAGCACGGCCUCUACGAGCGGGUGCGCGCCCUGCGCGACCAGACGCAGGUUCCCGCGUUCAACAUGGUCCUGGACCUUUUGGAGACGAUCAAGAUGAUGGGUGACAAAAUUUACGAGGCGGCAGGUGGCAUUGUGGAUGUCCGCGAGAAGCUGACCCAGCUUCAGCGCCAGUACCCCACCAAGUGA